AGAAUAUAUUACAUAACUACGAAAUUUCCCGUAAUUGUUAUAUCCCUACUAUUUGCUCUCUUCUAGUUCAAGCUAGAUAAGAGAGUUGUGUAAAAAGAAUUGUUACGGAUAACAAUCGUAGAAUAUGGCUGCAACAAUUAUACGAGCAUUAUACAUACCCAGGUACAUAACGUACUCUAUUUGGAGAACAUAUGUAGCUUCCCUAAUCAUUCGUGACGGUUGAGCGCGUAUCUUCGGAUUGAGGUACGUACCAACCGUAUCCGUUGUAGCAGUCCGUUUAGCGGGGCACGAAAUCCGGGGUAAAUUUCGGGCUGUUGAUUGGUCCAUAACCGUAACGCCCUGGUCCCCUCCAAAUUCGCCGACCGUUAGCUUCAUACUUCCAUUUGCCAUAUACAUCUUCAGAGCAUCUCAAGCUCAGAAAUCGAACAACAUCUCUCACGUACUUUGGAGCGCCAUUCUUCACUAAAUAUCUAACUUCGACCACAAUAAAUAUCCACCAUGGCGCCCAUGACACGCGUAGACCACGAUGCCCUUGAGCAACAACUCAAAGACACAAUCCAAACCCUAACGAACCUAAUGGUCCAAGUAACCAACUACGACGCAACCAGCACCAACCCGGGAACCCCCUCCAACACAACCUCCUCCCCCUCCGGCCGGACCUCGCGCGACGUAAUCUCAUCCGAACUCCGCGCCCUCUCCGCCAACCUCCAAGCCGUCCACACCCGCGCCACAAGCACUGAUUCCUCCCAAGCCGGGCUCCCACAAGUACCUCCCGAGCUAAUCCAAUACGUGGAUAACGGACGUAACCCCGAUAUCUACACGCGUGAGUUCGUGGAGCUGGUGCGACGUGGGAAUCAGUUAAUGCGCGGGAAGCAGAGCGCUUUUGCGUCGUUUCGUGAUGUGUUGGCUGCGGAGAUGGAUCGCGCUAUGCCGGAGCUUAGGGAGGAUACGGCGAAGGUGCUUGUUAAUACUAGGGGUACGAGGAGAUGAUUGGUCGCAUGGGAUGAAUGAAUACAAAAAGUGGUUGACAAGAGAAGGACUGCCAAUUUGCGGAUGACUGGACUGCGCGUCUAAGCAGAAGUACGCUUGGGACUUACGGAGUUCGAUCGGAUAGGAGCGGAUUUAUUGCAUGCUGAAUUGGCGUUCUGGUUGUCUUUUUUAGGAGUGAGGCACUUGAUAGGACACUCAGCGCAUGGAAGGGUUAGGAGUUUCCGCAAACCUGAUUAUACCCAUGAGAAACGGAAUCAAACUAUAGAGAGACCUAGACUUCGCGAGUAGCUGGGUUGCCUGCCAUCAACUACGAUUACUUGAGGCCAUCACAUAUAGCAAAACGCAGUGCGCAUCUGGUUUAAUAUGAAAAACUUGGAAAUCAU
Messenger RNA from Hypoxylon trugodes, 1373 nucleotides. RefSeq names its product mediator complex, subunit Med10. The record is from RefSeq and is a predicted model, not a curated record. The transcript is spliced from 2 exons. Gene Ontology annotation, cellular component: chromatin; mediator complex. Gene Ontology annotation, molecular function: transcription coregulator activity. NCBI's taxonomy places the organism in Eukaryota, Fungi, Ascomycota, Sordariomycetes, Xylariales, Hypoxylaceae. Bases 499 to 990 code for a protein of 163 amino acids. Gene Ontology annotation, biological process: positive regulation of transcription by RNA polymerase II.